Messenger RNA from Myripristis murdjan (pinecone soldierfish), 3069 nucleotides. RefSeq names its product fibronectin leucine rich transmembrane protein 2 (gene flrt2). The record is from RefSeq and is a predicted model, not a curated record. The transcript is spliced from 2 exons. NCBI's taxonomy places the organism in Eukaryota, Metazoa, Chordata, Actinopteri, Holocentriformes, Holocentridae. The coding region runs from base 876 to 2969 and encodes 697 amino acids. Gene Ontology annotation, molecular function: protein binding.
AUCAUCUGAAUCCAUCUAAUAAGAAAACAACUCCAGGGAGUCCGGUCCGAGCUGCAUAGACACUAAAGGCAAGUUUGAUCUCCUCACUAAACAACAAACCGGACGCAGGCCGUCAUGGUCCGUGGCGUAUCAGGCGGCGGAGACCUCGACGAGUGCGUCCUCACCGUUUGGGGAGAGUGGAAGGGGAGAAGUGGGCGCUGCGAUCCUCUUCUCGCCGCCUCGGUCCUCAUGCGUUGCAGACGGUGUUGAGUGAACCGGAGCUCGGCUGCUUAAGCGGCAAGGAGCUGCGAGGAAUUUUUUUUUUCUUAAAAAGUGCGGACACUGCUGCGGACGCUCAACCGGGGACCCAUGCAGGCAAAUAUGUUGUUCUGUCCACUCAAACUGCCCAUCGGAGCAGACUCGCACCAACAGCAACAUUACCGGACGGACCUUUACGCACGGUCAUAUAACAGGACCGCAUGAAGGACAGAGGCAUAAAGAGACGGCAAAAGUUGAACGCGAUAACGGGGUUUGUAAUGGAUACGGAUAAAGGCUCGUCAAAGGUCUCUGGAUCCAAAUGUCACCCCCCCUGGACUUUGCCCCGGUGGGGGACCAGCAGUGUGUGACGGACAGGCGAGUGGAGCCUGCGGUGGCUCUAUACUGUGUGGCUUCAAAUUGGCCCUGGCUGGGCUCUGCGUGGAGCAACGAGUGAAGAGUCCUGCUACGGUCUGAUGUCUCAGCAUGGAUGGAGUCACUCAGAGGACUGGCCACCACUAAUGAGACCAUCGCUCUUCAGCUGAGGACUAGCAUUUACAGGAUUACUCCCACGAUUUCCUGCUCUUUUCCCAGUUAACUGCAUCAUUACCAAAUUCUCCUAGGUGGACUUCCUUGGGUCUAUGUUUUUGGUGGAUAUACUUCAUUGCCUUCCUGAUUUUGAUAUUUGUUUUAUUUCCUCAAAGUUCCUUUUUUUUUAUUUGAUUUUCCUUUUUGUGUUUUGUUUUUCCACUAUGGAGUUUCUGGCUGGACCCUGGAAUAAAGAUUGGGCUUCGUUCAUGCAGUUUUGGUUGACUGUCAUCCUAAGCCUCCAAAUGCAGUUCCGCCUGGGUGCCUCUUGCCCGGUGGAGUGCCGUUGUGACAAAACGUUUGUGUACUGUAACGAGCGCAGCCUGACGUCGGUGCCUCUGGGAGUCCAGGAGGGCUAUAAGGUCCUCUUCCUUCAUAACAACCAGAUCAACAAUGCUGGCUUCCCCGUGGAGCUUCACAAUGUGGCCUCCGUGGAGACCGUCUAUCUCUACGGCAACCAGCUGGACGAGUUCCCGCUCAAUCUGCCCAAAAACACCAGAGUUUUGCAUCUACAGGAGAACAAUAUCCAAACUAUCUCCAAGACAGCCCUGGCCCAGCUGACCCAACUGGAGGAGCUGCACCUCGAUGAUAAUUCCAUCUCCACAGUGGGGGUGGAAGAAGGGGCCUUCAGGGAGGCAGUCAGCCUAAAACUCCUCUUCCUCACCAAGAACCACUUGAGCAGUGUUCCCAUUGGCCUCCCAGAGGACCUGAAAGAGCUGCGGCUGGAUGAGAACCGCAUUGCUAUCAUUGCAGAGGAGGCAUUCCAGAAUGUGACACGCCUGCAGCGCCUCCUGCUGGACGGGAACCUGCUUACGGAUGAGGGCAUUGCACCAGGGACCUUCCAGGACCUUGUCAACCUCCGUGAGCUUGCCCUGGCACGUAACUCUCUCACCUUCCCCCCUCCCCUCUUACCCGGCCAGUCACUGGUCAAACUCAGCCUGCAGGAGAACCAGAUAGACCAGAUCCCUGUGGCAGCCUUCUCUGGCCUCCACCGGCUUGAAAAACUGGAUAUCUCAACCAACCAGCUUCAGACCCUCACACAGGGCGUGUUUGAUGGGCUGAUGAGCCUAAGGCAACUCACAGUGCGGAAUAAUCCCUGGCGCUGUGACUGCGCUGUGAAAUGGGUCGUGGUGUGGCUCAAGUCGUUGCCUACCUCCCUCAAUGUCCGAGGGUUCAUGUGCCAGAGUCCAGAGAAGGUGCGCGGCAUGGCAAUCCGAGAACUCACCUUGGAUGUUAUCCAGUGCCCAGCUGGUGCUGACCAGUCACCCUGGCCCACCCUCCGCUCCACGCCUCCUUCCCCUCUCACCACCACCCCUCUCACCACCAUGAUCACCACCCUUAUUCCCUCCUCCACCCCUUACUACUUUGAGUCACCCUCCCCUCCCUUACCCCCUCUCCACAACAACCCCUCCGGCCCCUUGCCUCCUUAUGAGGAUCCUCUGCAGAUCUUUUUUCAUGUAGUCAACUCCACCUGCAUCGAGGUGAGUUGGGCCUCCUAUUUCACUGUCACAGCCUACAAGGUCACUUGGGUUAAACGGGGCCAAAGCCCGAUGAGUGACGGGACCCGGGAGCGGAUUGUGAGUGGGGACCAGCGGCACCUCAGCCUCACUAACCUGGAGCCCCGGUCUGUGUACCGGAUCUGUGUGUAUGUGCUGGACACCCUAAACUCCUACAGGCCUGGAGAGGAUACUAUAUGCUCUGAGGCCAGGACCAAGUCAGCCUCCAAUGUCAAGUCUACCGGCUCAGAGCAGGCUGCUCAGCAGGACAUCAACUCAACGCUGCUAUUGGCUGGGAUCAUAGGUGGGGUGGUGCUUAUCGUCCUGGUAACACUGCUCAGCCUGUUCUGCUGGCACAUGCACAAGAAGAGCCGGUCAUCUUCUACCAAGUGGAAAUACAAUCGGGGCAGGAGAAAAGAUGACUAUUGUGAGGCUGGAACCAAGAAGGAUAACUCCAUUCUGGAGAUGACUGAAACCAGUUUCCAAAUAGUGUCACUGAACAAUGAGCAGCUGCUCAAGGGAGAUUUCCGCAUUCAGCCCAUCUACACACCCAAUGGGGGCAUUGGAUUUAGAGACUGUCACCUCAGUAACAACAGCAUAGCCUACUGCAAGAGCAGCAACGUGCCCAGUACAGAGUUCUGCCACACGUGAUGCAGCAGCAAAUACAGUACAGAGGCAGACACACGGACACACACACACACACACACACACACACGCACGCAUACACAUAUUCACAUUCCACACAGACACA